AUUAUAAAAAGUAAUUAUUUUUGAAAAGCAAACUCAAUAAAAUAAAAAAAAUAAAAAUUAUUAUUAAAUCUUGUUUUUUGAAUAUCGAUUACACUAAACGAGUUACAACGCAUAAUAAAUAUUUUAUUUGACAUUUUGAAGCGGACUCCUUAAACGUAGUUGUGAUUGCUUUUGGCAAAUAUUUUCACAAAAUCGCCUGAUAGCAUAAGGCCAGGAUUUUGAAGGAUUUUAUGUCGUAUUACGAGGGAAAUAAAACUAUGUCAUGAUGGAACCUAUGACUGCAUUAGUUUUAGCUUUUCAAUUACUGGCACUUUUCUCCAUAGCCGGAGCUUUAAUUAUUUAUCUGAUUUGUAAAGUUCGCGAUGAUGAUGUUAAGAGGAGUGAGCCAUUAAAGUCGAAUACGGUUUUGGUAACCAGUGCCGAUACUGCUUUGGGUCUGCAAUUAUGCACACAUUUGGCUAAUAAAGGUUGCUGUGUUAUAGCCGGUAUGCGUGACGGUGUGAAUAGUUUACCAGCAAAAUUAUUGGUUGGUUGGUUGAAAAUGCGUGAAUUCACUGAGGCACCGGUCUGUGGCACAAUUAUACCUAUACUAUUGGACGUAACACGCGAGGAUAUAUUACGUGAUGCUACGUCAACUUUAGGUUCACAUUUAUGUCCGGGGGAACAGGGUAUUGCCGCGGUUAUUAAUACCAGCGGUACUUUCUGCAAGGGACGGAUUGAAACACAAGAGUUAAAUCAGAUGGAACAAAUGUUUAAAACGAAUAUAUUGGGCUCAUUGCGUAUAGCUAAGGCAUUCGUUAGCUUCUUGCGUCCAACACGAGGUCGUUUGAUUUAUUUGGGUGCUGGUAGUAGUGGCGGUAACUCAGAAGGUAUGAUCGCCUACCAUGUAUCGCGUGUAGCCACCGAUAAAUGUGUGCAAGAGUUAAGGCGCGAAUUGCAACCGUUCGGUGUGAAUGUAGUGUUUUUGGACACUUGCGGUUUGCAUGCCGAGACGCUCUAUAAACCGCCAACCGCACAAAUCUCCAGUGGUGCCCCAACAACCUACACAGCUAACGUUUUAAGUUCAAAUGCUUUGCAUGUAGUGGAGCGAUCUCUAUGGGAUAAUGUACCACAUGAACGUUAUUCUUUAUUGGCUUCUAAUAAAUAUCAUUUCACACUGCCAUGCCGUUCUUCCUUGCGUCUAAACAACAAGAACAACAACGCCGAUAACAAUUCCAACAACCUGAAUAACAAUAAUAAAAGACGACAAAACUUUUCUUUAAUAAUGGGUGCAGUACAACGCGUUUAAAAAUUUUCAAAA
Messenger RNA from Glossina fuscipes, 1300 nucleotides. Its product is annotated as corticosteroid 11-beta-dehydrogenase isozyme 2. NCBI's taxonomy places the organism in Eukaryota, Metazoa, Arthropoda, Insecta, Diptera, Glossinidae. The coding region runs from base 263 to 1288 and encodes 341 amino acids. The transcript has 3 exons. The record is from RefSeq and is a predicted model, not a curated record.